Molecule: messenger RNA, 2154 nt
Organism: Pseudomassariella vexata
Lineage: Eukaryota; Fungi; Ascomycota; Sordariomycetes; Amphisphaeriales; Pseudomassariaceae
Product: plasma membrane fusion protein PRM1
Exons: 1
Coding region: 1-2154 (717 amino acids)
Cellular component (GO): mating projection tip
Source: RefSeq, a predicted model, not a curated record
AUGCCUCCCUCGGAAGAAAAGGACCCAUCUGCUUUCCCAGACGUCCCCAACAGCGUCCAGGAUAAACCAGUGGAGACCAGAGGCUGGAAACGUCAUGCCAAAUAUGUGGGAGGACAGAUGCGCGGAGGUCCUACACCUUAUCUCGGACUGCCAGCCCGACUAUCGCAGGUCUGGUUCAAUCGAUGGACCAUUCUCCUGCUUCUGGUCCUUGCCAGAGUACUCAUCAUGCUGGCGGGUCUGAACGAAAACCUCGGUGACGCCAAGGUCAAGGCUCUAACGGCGUGUACGAAAGUAGAGGACAUUGGAAGUGCCAUGGCCUCUAUGCCUCAUUACUUGUCCGUCGGAGUCAACUCCCUUACCGCAAGUGGUAUCACACAUGCAGUCCAUGGCAUGAUGUCCGUCUUGAACAUGGUCCUCACCGGCGUCGAGCAACUCAUCUUGUUUGUCAUCCACAUGAUGACCGACACGUACAUGUGCUUGAUCGCAAUGGCAGUACACGGAGGAUUGAACGUCUCCGCUUUUGUCGUGGAGAAGGUUACGGAUGGAAUGAACAGCGUCGUUCAUGGCGUCGCCGAUGACAUCGGAACUAUAGCCGACGGUGUGUCGAAAGCCAUCGACGAGGCCUGGGAUCUCAUCGAUGCUGCCACUUCUGCUAUUGGUGUCACACCGACCAAGCCGGAUUUGGACCUCUCGAAGGACAUCGACAAGUUGAAGAACGUCAAAAUCGAUACGUCAGGCUUCGUUGCGGACCUCACGCAUCUUGAAGAGGAUUUACCAACUUUCGACGAUGUGCGCGACUUCACCAACAACGCCGUGUCCAUCCCCUUCGACUUGGUCAAGCAGGCUCUCAACAAAUCCUACGGCAACUGGGAGUUCGACCAAUCCGUCUUUCCCGUGGCGCAGAAGGAAGCGCUUUCGUUCUGCUCCGACAAUUCGGUCAUCAACGACUUCUUCGAACGCCUGUUCGAGCUUGCCGCCAAGGCUAAGACCGCCUUCAUUGUCAUAUUGUCAGUUCUCGCCGUCCUUGCCUGCAUUCCCAUGGCCUACUGGGAGAUUCGACGCUGGCGCGCCAUGGAAAAUUACCAGGAUUUGUUCCACAAACGUGCAUCCGACGAAUAUGACCUCUAUCUGAUGUCCUCGCGCCCUCUGACAUCGAAGAUCGGUCUCAAGUUCACAAGCAAAAUCAUGAACCCACAGCGGGAGAGACUGGUUCGAUGGAGUAUAGCCUACGGGACGUCACUGCCAGCCCUCUUCGUCCUAUCCCUUGCCAUCGCUGGCUUCUUCUCAUGUUUCUGCCAAUGGAUUCUCCUAAGGGGGAUCGAGAAGGAGGUGCCUGAGCUUGCCAACCAGGUCGGGGACUUCGCCGGUCAAGUUGUCACCACUUUGGAGAAUGUUUCUGUGGACUGGGCCAAUGACGCCAACGGUGUCAUCACCUCAUUCAGCGACGAUAUCAACAACGAUGUUUUGGGCUACGUGACGAAUGCCACAGACGCCGUCAACGACACCUUGAACACAUUCACCCAAGAGAUGGAUCGAGGUCUAACCGCUGUCUUCAACGGUACCAUUCUGGAGAACCCAAUCAAGGAUGUGGUUCGUUGUUUGGUUGGCCUGAAGAUCGAGUCUGUGCAAAAGGGCCUGACCUGGGUUCACGACCACGCCAAAGUUACUUUACCGUUGUUCGCGAACGACACCUUCUCGGUCGGUGCGCAGAAGUCGAUAUCAGGAGACUCGGACCUCACGUCGUUCCUCGCCUCACCAAGCAGUGUGACCACCGACGAGGUCACCGGCGCCGUCACCCACGUCACCACUGCGCUACGGAACAACAUCAUUCAAGAGGCGCUCAUAUCCACUGGCCUUCUCCUCGUCUACGUCCUCGUCGUCUUGAUGGGCAUAAUCCGCAUGCUGGUAGCCUUGCCAACGGCGAAGGGAGAACCGGAGCUCACGGGCGGCACCCAAUUUGCCCAUGACCAAUAUGCAAUGAGGCAAAUUCGGCGGUCCAGAAGUGCGGGCCCACCGUCGCCAACGGACCCCAAUCCUUUCAGCGAACGAUACCGCAUAAAAGACGAGGCAUUUGGUAACGUGCCGCGGUAUGAUGGCGUCCAGCAUCACACGGCCCACGCGCGAACCAGCAGUUACGGCGACGUGAAGUACUAG